Cicer arietinum (chickpea) is the source of this 2474-nucleotide messenger RNA. RefSeq lists its product as uncharacterized. The record is from RefSeq and is a predicted model, not a curated record. NCBI's taxonomy places the organism in Eukaryota, Viridiplantae, Streptophyta, Magnoliopsida, Fabales, Fabaceae.
CCACGUGUCUGCCCCAUCACCCCUUCUGUUCUUAUAAAGGUCAAGUAGUAUUUCCCUUUUUCUUUCAACAAACAAAAUUGCCAUUGAACAAUGACUUACUUUUCUUCUUCUUCAUCUUCUUCUUUUACUUUCACAAUUCUAUGAUUACUUUUUCUUUCACUCAAACGCAUCUCUCUCUCUACACACUUUUUUUGGUCCUCAAAUCCCUUUACACAUUCAAAUACCCAAUUGUAGAUGAAAAAAGAACAAACAAAAAAUCUGAAAGAGAAGAAACACAACAAGAUCAGAAAACGAGGAAGUACCUCCACAUCUUCCUCUUCCACCUUUACUAGAAAAUACAGAUAUAAACGAGCAAUUUUGGUAGCGAAGAAAAGUGGGUACAGUACACCAUCACCCAUGUGGAAAACAACUUCUAUGUCAACCAAUCAUCAUCACAACCAUGCUAUCAAAAACACAUCUUUGCAUUCUUCCAAAGAGAAGAAGGAACUUUCUGUUUCUGCUAGAAAACUCGCUGCUACACUAUGGGAACUCAAUGAUUUGACUCCUUCCAUGGUUAAAAAGGAACCAAUGAGAAUCAACAAGGACAGAGACAAAGACAGAGUUCAGAGUUUAUGUAGAUCAGUGUUAUUGGGACCACACAAGUUAGAUCCAUCAUAUUCUAGUACUUCUUUCUCAGAGGUAAAUCAGAGAAUCAAAGGUAUUGAAGUUGAUGGCGAUUUAUCUCAUCACCUUCAAUUUGCUGAUCACGACUUGAGAUGCUUAGAUGGUUGUUGUAAUGAUGAUUUAAUGGAGAAGGAAAGCAAUAAGUUAAAAGACAAGAGGAAUUGUGGUAAAUGCAAGGUUGGAGUCAAGAACUAUCUUAAGGAAGCUAAAAGUGGCUUAUCUACAUUGAAUAAGCUUCUAAAGGUGUUAAGUCAAAUGGUCCAUGAAGAGAAGCAUUCAUUUAGAAGCAUACCUCUCAUCUUAGGCAUGAGCAAUGAGCUUGAUCGCGUUCGCAACCAAAUUGAUGGAUUCAUCGAAGAACAAAGCUCGAACCAGACCGAUAUUGAGUAUCUCAUGAAGCAUUUUGCAGAAGAAAAUAGUGCUUGGAAAAGAAGAGAAAGAGAGAAGAUUCGCGCGACCAUGAUGAGCUUAACGCAGGAGCUUGAGGUGGAGAAGAAGCUUAGAAGGCAAACUGAGAGGCUGAACAUGAAGAUUGUCAAUGAAAUGGAGAAUGUAAAAUAUUCUUAUUCAAAAUUGUCGAAAGAGCACAAAAGGGAGAAAAGGGCUAAAGAGAUUUUGGAGCAAGUUUGUGAUGAACUUGCCCAAGGCAUUGGAGAAGACAGAGCAAAGGUAGAGGAAAUGAAAAGGGAAUCAGAAAAAGUCCUAGAAGAGGUUGAAAAGGAGAGGGAAAUGCUUCAAUUAGCAGAUGUUUUGCGCGAAGAAAGAGUUCAUAUGAAGCUCUCAGAAGCUAAAUAUCAAUUUGAGGAGAAAAAUGAAAUGCUAGAAAAUCUUAGAAAUGAGCUUGAGAGCUUUUUCAAAAGCAAAGAAAAAGAGAAAGGUGGUGAUGAUGAUGGUGUUAAUGAAGGUCUUAAAAAACUCAAAGAUUUUGAGUUCUAUUUGAAUAAGACAUGUUUGGAACUCCAAAAUCUAGAGGCAGAUAAUCAUUUAAAUGUUGGAGAUGCAAUAGAGCAUGAAGAUGAGUCAGCUGAGACUGAGAGUGAUCUUCAAUCUAUUGAAUUGAAUAUGGACAAUGAGAAUAAAAGCUACAACUGGAGUUAUGCUUGUGAGAAUGUUGCACAUUUUGAGGCAAAAAGAGUUUCAAUUGAUAAAGAUAUCGGAAGGAGAUCUUUUUCUGAUUGGGGGAGUAUUUGCUUCAACAAGGGAACUCCUAAAGGUAAUAAACAAAAGGAGUUUGGUUUAAAUAUUGAUGAAAGUUUUGAUAAGCUUGAGAGAGAAAGAUCAAUUGAAUUUGUUUUUGGAGAUGAAAUAGAAAAAGAUAAGAAAGUGAGAAUUAUAGGACUAUCAUGAGUCUUAGAGACACUAUAUCACUUACUAAUCUUGCUAAAGAAAGCGAUCAAUCAAUAAUUUUGAGGUGCGUUAAUGGGGAAGUAAAGUCUCAAAGCUCACAUUACUCCUGAUUUGUUUGAAAAAAAAAAUCAAAUUUUCAUGUAGAAUUUUAAAUGCGAGGAAGAUUUUCAAAAGAUGAAAGUGAAGUUGACGACUGACUGCACGAGUAAUAGAUAGCUUUGGAAUGAUAUGAUACAAAUCAAGUGUGUGCGCAAAGAAAAUGGUCAAAUGAGUUUUUUUAUAGGUUAGUGCUAUAUAUAUAUAGUUUCUUCUAUUUCUUUUCUUGUUUUAGUAUUUAUUUUUUGAUGGAGAGUUUAUAUUCAGCAAGAACAAAGUUUACAAUUUACACAAAUAGAUUAAAAUGUUUAUCUAAUUCUCAGUAAUAUUUUUCCAAAAAUAAUAUAUACCGUGAAAAAAAAAAAAAA